Messenger RNA from Sorghum bicolor (sorghum), 1047 nucleotides. RefSeq names its product heme-binding protein 2. The transcript has 2 exons. The record is from RefSeq and is a predicted model, not a curated record. The coding region runs from base 113 to 778 and encodes 221 amino acids. Lineage: Eukaryota; Viridiplantae; Streptophyta; Magnoliopsida; Poales; Poaceae.
CGCACGGACGGAGAUCGAGCACCAGACGUCCACACCCCAUCCCACUCCAAGACCCUCCAUCCUGCCAUCCAUCAGCAGCAGCAGCAGCAGCGCAGGCAAAGCAAGCAAGAGCAUGGCGCGCCGUGGCAGCCUGCUCGCCGUCGCCGCGGCGCUGCUGGUCGCCGUCGUUGCCGCGGCGGUGCCGCCGACGUGCGAGCGCAUCGAGUGCCCGGCGUACGAGGUGGUGGACAGCGCGAACGGGUUCGAGAUCCGGCGGUACACGGACGCCAUGUGGAUCACCACGGCGCCCAUCGAGGACAUCUCCUUCGUCGCCGCCACGCGCACCGGCUUCCUCCAGCUGUUCAACUACAUCCAGGGCAAGAACUUGUACAACGAGACGAUCGAGAUGACUGCGCCGGUGCUGACGCAGGUAUCGCCCAGCGACGGGCCCUUCUGCGCCUCCUCCUUCACCGUCAGCUUCUACGUGCCGGCCAAGAACCAGGCGGACCCGCCGCCGGCCGAGGGGCUACGCGUGGACCGCUGGGCUGGGGCCAGGUACGCGGCCGUGCGCCGCUUCGGGGGCUUCGUGGCGGACGCCGACGUCGGGGAGCAGGCGGCGCAGCUCGACGCCAGCCUCCAGGGCACCAGGUGGGCCGCCGCCGUCAACGACGCGCGCAGGGCUGACCCGGCAUCGCCCUACACCGUCGCGCAGUACAACUCGCCCUUCGAGUUCAGCGGCAGGGUCAACGAGAUUUGGAUGCUCUUCGACGACGCCGCUGCCGCCGCCACCAGUAUGUGAUGUGAUUUUCAAACGUGCUUUAAGGCACUGAGCGAGGCGGUUAGGAAAGGACGUGCAUAAAGCACCUAUGCUAGCAUUAAUAUUUCGUACUCUUCUGCGCUAGCUACGUUUACUUUUGAGUAACAAUGAGGUGCCUCUUGUGUAAGCAAUAAUGAUAAAACUAAUCCUACUUGUAAUCACAUUUCAUGGCACAACUGUAUAUGCAAUUUUGAAAGUUUGGGACCUAGAUGACACUAUCUUGCAAGUUUAAGUAUUAUAUCCAACAUGUU